AUGGAAAACCUUAGGAAUAGUGUUAAUAAAAUGAGCAUAAAGAAAAAUGUUUUUCGACCAGGUGCUCAAGCUCCGCGCAGGACAACCCUCAGACAAUUCGCGCCCCUUUUGGUGGCCAUGGUUGGAUUACCGGGAAGAGGGAAGAGUCUACUGACCAAAAGGAUAUCCAGAUACAUGAAUUACACAGGAGACAAUACUAGAGUAUACGACAUCAGCGAGUACCGGCGCAGCCACAUGAAGCAGUACGAUUCCCACGAAAUGUUCCGCGCCGACAACCUCCCGGCCUGGAGAAUCCGCCAGCAAAGCUUCAGGGAAGCCCUGGAGGACGCCGCGGCCUGGCUGCAGGCGCCCAACAACAACGUCGCCAUCCUCGACGGGCCGAACGUGUCCCGGUCGCAGCGCCAGGAAAUCUACGAUCUGAUCUACACCCAGCUGGGCUUCAGGGUGAUGUUCAUCGAGUGCGUGUGCGAGGACCCCGUCCUGCUCGAGCGCAACUUCAAGGAGAUCCUGCAGUACAGCACCGAUUACAGGGACAUGGCCACCGAGGAGGCGCUGAAGGAUCUCACGCUGAAGAUGACGCACUACAAGGCGCAGUACGAGUCUCCGACGCUCGGCAGCCUGUGGGAGUUGCCGUGUCCGAUGGUGAAGAUCUUGGACGGGGGCGAAGGCGGGAUUAUAGCUCACGGCGUCAACGGAUGCAGGGAGAGCAAAAUUUUGGCAUACAUAUCGACGCCCAAGAAUUAUCAACAAACUCUUUACUUCAGCAGGCAUGGCGAAAGCGAAUUUAACGUUAUUGGAAAGAUCGGCGGAGACGCCAAACUUUCGCCGAGAGGAAAAAUGUACGCGAAGGCGCUUUCAAAGCACAUCCACGCUCUGAAUUUGCCCAAUCUCCAAGUGUGGACUUCGACGUUGUUCAGAACGAAGGAAACGGCUGCUGGUAUAAACGUACCGCAACAGCACCUGCACGAAUUGGACGAAAUUUGGUCGGGCGAAUGUGAAAGCCUAACGUACGAAGAACUCCAGGAGCACUUUCCAAAGGAACUCGCCCUUCGUGAUAGCGAAAAACUCAAAUACCGCUAUCCUCAAGGCGAAUCCUAUGUGGACGUCAUGAACCGUUUGGUGCCCAUUUUGACCCAAUUGGAAUGCGAAACUAACGUGCUCACCAUAUCCCAUCAAGCCGUGCUCCGUUGCGUUUUGGGCUAUUUCCUGGAGACGCCCCCGGACGAGAUACCCUACCUGCACGUGCCCCUGCACACGAUCAUCAAGAUAACGUUGCAAGGGCACAGCUACAACAUGGAGACCAUCAAAAUGCCCAUAGAAUGCGUGGAUACCAAUCGCGCUAAACCGCUGAAUUGCUCCGAAUCGCGAACCUCGGAGGACGCGUUGCUCACGCUGCCCAAACACUACGACUCUAUCUCCAAUUUAAUGCAGUGCACUUAG
This is a messenger RNA of Phyllotreta striolata, 1440 nucleotides long. The record is from the annotation of a GenBank genome assembly. NCBI's taxonomy places the organism in Eukaryota, Metazoa, Arthropoda, Insecta, Coleoptera, Chrysomelidae.